Molecule: messenger RNA, 9399 nt
Organism: Scylla paramamosain (green mud crab)
Lineage: Eukaryota; Metazoa; Arthropoda; Malacostraca; Decapoda; Portunidae
Exons: 2
Coding region: 394-2142 (582 amino acids)
Source: RefSeq, a predicted model, not a curated record
UUAUUUGGACAAGUAGUAAAGUAACUUCAACGUGGUGAGCGCAGUGUGAGGAUCGCGGCGUCAUGGUUAGCUCGGCCCCGCUCCUCCUCCUCCUUGUACUUGCGAGACGCCACCACCAUCCCAUUUAAACUAUUGACUUCAAAGGUCCUCUUGGAUGCAUCGAUCUUUUAUCAGAUAACAGUUGAAUUAUAGAAUUGUUAUAACGUUUAAAAAUGUUCGAAAUGAUUAUAGAAAGAGUGCAAUAAGGUGAUUUUUAAGUGUUACCAGAGUGAGCAGUAGGCGACCCGCGUGAGACCUGCACGGCAGGCCCUCCGAGCCGACAGAGCGUCAAAGUACAGAGUGAGGGUUGUGCUGUGUUUGCUGUGACGGAUUAUUCCUCCCAAUACCGCCACCAUGAGAGCGUGGAGGAAGGACCCGCUGGAGGUGUGUGGGUCAAAGCACACCAAUGCCACUCUUGAGUUCCAUGAGUGUGUGUGCAAGUUUGACUAUCGGCGCCACAAGAAUUACCAACAAACCCUGAAAUACAAACACUGUCUCUUGGCUGAUGAAAUGCGAAGGAUUGACAAUUUUGAAUUGUAUGUGAUCAUUGCUGUGGUCGUGGGAGUGGUGCUGAUAUUUAGUGUGGCAGCUUUUUGUUCCUGCAAGUGGUACCUUCAUACUAAUAGCAACCCAUGUGGAUGCUGCCCAUGUCACUCCUGCAAGAAGAAGAAAAGGAAAAAGAAAGAGGAGACAACAGGAGUAGAGGCAGAUGGCACAAGCAGCCAUGGCUUUGAGAAUGGGAACCAGGCAUGGACUCCAAUACGCCUUGUUCCCUCAAAGGAAGGAGCCACCUAUUCCCAGGAGCCUCAGCCAGAUACUGAGAGUUUGGACCGCAAAAAGAAGGGACUUUGCAUGAAGUUUUGUUUAAGUGAUCCAGUUCAAGACUGUUGUGAGUUCUUUGACUGUGAUCUCAUGUGGCGCAAGAAAAGCAUUUACACCAUACCUGUGUUUGGCCGCCGCAAGCCACCCCCAAUGCAGAGGAGACCCACCCGUCCUGCACCCCCGCCCCCCAAGCCUCCUGUUCCUCCCAUUGUAAAGCAUCCUGAGCCUUUGCAUAUUGGCUUUGAAGAAUUACAGUGUGAACCCAUUCCUGAGGCUCCCCCAUCCCCAGAGCCUGUAAGGGUUGAUCAGCCCAGGGCCAUGUAUGUUGAUCCAUUUGCCUUCCUACAGAAACCCUUCCUGAGAAGCAAGGAAAAGAUACCUGAGGAGGAACCAGAAGCCCUGUACAAUAAAAUGAAAGGUUUGGUAUUUGGUAAGAAGAAGAGCGGCAGUGUGGCAUCCCUUAAUCAUGUAGGAGUGUCAAAGAACCCAGACACAGUUAGUAAUACUUCAAGUAAAAAGAGCAAAUACAGCAGGACUGGGAGUUUGGCCUCCCUUCAUAACUUCAGUGAUGAACAACUGGACAGCAGCUACCAGGCCAAGAGGUCCAUGAGUCUUGCAUCCCUGCACAUGGUGGAGGAGGAGAACACCCAGCAGCUGAUGCCAAAGGGACCAGGGAGCAGGCUGAAUGUAGCAAGAAGCAGAGGCUCACUUCAUAACAUUUCUGAAGAUGAUAUUCCUCCUUCAAUGAGAACAGAUGAAUACAUAGACCUUGAGGAGAUGAACAAGCGGAUAGAGGCAAAGAUGUUGGCUGCACAGGGUAACACUGCUCAGUAUGCACCCACCCCACCACAGAAACCUACAGUAAACAUUGAGAGUAAGCCUGCCCCACCCCUGGCCACCUCAGGGCUCAGCAUGGGGACACCAGACUUCAUUCCAGCCUCUGCCUUCACAAAGCCCACAGGACCACAGCAUUACCCUCAGUACAGCCCAACCUCAUCACAAGGGGAGGGAAUGAUGUCAAAGUAUUACCCACCAGUGCCUGCAACUCCUGAGAAGCCUGCAGUGCCAGCAAGGCUAGCUGUUGGAACCCCUGUUAGUGGCACUGGCACCCUAGGAAGGACCAAGCCCACAGUGCCACCCAGGCCUGGAAGUGGCAGCAGCUCCCCUAAACCACGAGCACCACAGCCGCCCUCCACCCUGAGCAGGUCAGGACAUGUGGUGAAGCCCACAGCCCCCCCACCUCCCCCGCCUGUCACUGCUCCCAUUGAAUCUUCCCUCUGAGGAUGGUCAUCAUAGGUGCUUGGAUGGGGUCACUUACACCACUUGGGAUUCAUCAUUCAACUUCAUUUUGAUGCUCAACGAACACUUAUGUUGUUUCUUUUUUAUUAAGUUUUGUGUCACAUACUGAGUGGUUCAUUCUUAUGACUCAUUGUAAGCCUCACAAGUCACUUAAAUAAGGAUUCUUUGCUUCUUUGUGCAAAGUACAACGAUGGUAUUGGUAAAAUUUAGUCUUCCUCUCCAUAAUGUCGAUUCAUACCAAAGUUUAGUGUAGUGGUUCAGCUGUGUCCUGUUGUACAUAAUGUUCUUUAUGCAUUUAGGCUUCAAAGAAUACUGAAUUGUUCAGUAUUUGAAUAUUAAACAAUUCAAGAUCAUUGAAAGGAAGUAGUAGAAAUUUUUUUGAUCAUAGUUAACAUGACACAUUUCCACUUAUAUGCAUAUUUCCUAUUAAGAUGUUUGUUCAUGUUCGUUUCAUUAUGGUAAUGUUCAUAGGUGGGGAUUAUCGUGAUAAUUUAUUACAAUAACAAUAUCGGGUUAUCAGUUAUCUGAUAAUUAUUUUUCCCGUUUAUCUAUUCAUCAAUAUUUCUGAUACUUUUCGUUCCAAAUCACUGAUAAUCAAUCAUUUUAGCUUUUGGAACAUAAGUAUGUUGAAGUUUUAAACUUUCAAAAUCAAAUGUAGUUAUUUUACUUAAAACAGUGCUUUUCAUUAGUGAAGAGACAGGAUAAACAUUGAAUUUGAAUUUUUCGAAGAUUUUUCUAAGUUUUCUAAGAUAAAUAUAAAAAUAAAGAUUUGGAUUUAUCGACUUUUUAUUUAAAAUAUCAAUAUUGUUAUCUCUAGUAUCGGAAACUUGGAUUUAUCGAUUUGUUGGUUAUUGGUUAUCGGACGAUAAAUUUACCGCCAGUUAUCAAUUAUCGGUCAUCACCGAUAAGGUUAUCAUUAUUUAUUUAUUGGUUAUUGUGAUAAAUUUUUGUUAUUGCACUCAGCUAUGGUAAUGUUACCUACAUAUAUAUAUUCAUUCAUUCACCAUUCAUGUUAUGCAUACAGUUUUUGUAGUCAUUUUUUAGGAAUUAUAAUAAGAGAAUACCCAACCUCCAUAGAUAGGCAAUUGUGAUUUUGAUUUUGUAUUAUUUUACAAUACAUUAAGCCUUCUCCCAAAGAAAUGGGUGGCACACGAGGAAUACAGAAUGCAUGAACACGCUCAAACUCGUAUCAGUCUCACAAAAUGUUUACACAACUUGAUAUUUUGAUAAGCUUGUGAUUUUACACAAUUCAAAUUCUAUCCAGAUCUUUAAAAAAUACUAGCACAUAUGUACACUCAUUUUGCACACAUUAUUUUGACAAAUUUUGGUACACAAGCAGGACCACCAUGUAAAGUGUUCAGGGGGAGAGGAAGCAGUGAGGCACCACAGAGCCUGCUGGACAGACACUGGCUGCUGCUUCUCUGUUGCUGCCACACCACCUCCACUGCUCCCUUGUCUGAUGUAAGCCAACCUUAAGUUCACAGUUUUUAAGUUCCCUAGUCUUCAUUAUCUGCUCAGCUCAUGAAGUCUUUCCAUAUUGAAUAGCAGUAUGUGUUUCAAUUUGUUUCCUGUAAGUGGACAGUAUUCAGUAGUGUUUGUUAACAGAGAUGAUCAUUAUCAUUUAAUUUUGGAAGUGAUACAUAUGUACAGUAGUAUUAUAGUUUUUUUUUUUCUCUUUUUAUAUUUUGUGUACAAAUAUGUUGACUAGGUUUAAGAUGUCUUAGUUAUGUUAUGAUGUCUAGUACUUUAGGAAUUACAUGUUUUAUACAGGGUGUCCCGAAUGUUAAGGUACAUACUUCAGGAUUUGAUAGUUCAGAUAAUUCUAAGUUGAAAAUACUUUAUACAUAUAUGCUGUGUUUUGCUUUAUUAUGUGAGAAAUUAGUGUGUAAGUUGUGUUGUGGGAACCGCUUGCCUGGGUGGGCCUCCACCUUCCUCCCCUCCCCACCUUGCUCUGUACCUGAGUUGCGCUGUGCAGCUUUAAGUGAUAAUUUUUUGUGUACAAUCUACGCUGUGAAAGCCUCACAGGAAACAGCAAAUGACAGAUUACAUUUUUUGCAUGUGUCAUUGAAGAAAAUGUACAUGUAACACGGUGAAUGUUAAGUGUUACUUUUUAAACAUACAUGGCAACUCACUGCACCUGUCACCUUCCCCUUCCCCCCCCUCAACACCCAACAUUUGAUAUCUUGAUCCUAAGUGAUAGGCUUCCCCAAUCGGCUGACUGCCAAAGUGCAUCUUUUUGCUAUGGUGAAGAUGCCUUUCAUAUUCAGUAACAUUGAGUAUUUGGACAUGAUAUUCAUGUGAUGAUAUUUGUUACAUGAUAUUCAUUCUGUGAUGAGAAUGCCUGGGCUACAGCAGCAGAAUACAGACAUAGGUACCCAGACAGAAGACACCCAAAUAGCAAGAAUGUUCUACAGUAUGUCAGCAUCUCCAUGAGAGAAGAUGUUUCUCCAGUACUUCUGCAGCAGCUGAAUGUAUUGGAGCAGCUGAAGACUAUCAUAUGGAUGACAAUACAAAACCCCACCAUCAGUACAAGAAUACAAACACAAAUACACAAAUACAUAAAGGGGGAAAAUUCACAGACAGUAGCACAAUUUGAUGUCACUUAGAAUAUCAAAUAAUCUAAAGGGACAUUUUCUGGAUUGGCGGGAACACUGGGCAGUCAUUGUGAAGCUGAUGAGUUGCCAUGUAUGUUAAAAAGUAGCACUAAACAACCAUUGUAUUGCUGUGUUACCUGUACAUUUUCUUCACUGAUACAUACAAAAGAUUUUAUCUGUCAUUUACUAGUUGUUUUCUGUAAGGCUCUGAUGGCAUAGAUUGUACACAAAAAAUGAUCACUAAAUGCAGUGUGGCACCACUCGAGUAUGUAGCAAGCCGAGAAGGGAGGGAAGAAGGUGAAGGCCCACUCAGGCGAGUGGUUCGCACAACACACAUCUUACAUGUUAAUUUCUUGCAAAAUAAAGCAUAACACAGCAUAUGUGUAUUAAGUUUUUCAACUUAGAUUUUUAGAAUUACUAGAACUAUCAUAUCACGAAGUAUGUACCUUAAUUCAUCGGAUACCCUGUAUUUGGCAAUACUUAUGACCUGCCUAAAAUUAUAGAUUGUGGCAAUAUCUGCAUAAGAAAAUCAGGAAGUAAACUCCAGUGGAAAAACAUAAUGGACAUGGGUAUUAUUGCAGUGAAUUAUACAUUGUUCAGUAUAAACCAGUAUGUACAAUCAGUCUUUUUAAACAGGCAUGGUUGUCACUACCAUGCAGUAUAUCAAGGGUGAAAGUGCUAAAUCAAACUCAUUAUUAUAUUAAAUGGUCCUAACUGCCUAAGUUUAUUAAGUAUCCAAAGAAAGACAUCUGGUGGGUACAGUGGCAUGAGUAUGCUUGUUUUAGAGCAAAUUUUUCAUGCUUGUUAUCUUUAGUGUUGUUUCUCGUGGGAUCUCUGUUUUUUUUUUUUUUUUUUUUUUUUGUGGCCUUGAUAAUUAGAUUCUUACUCAUAUACUUCCAGGCAUACAUGCUUUGCAAUCCCACAGAACUGUCCUGCUUUUCUGAUCUCUUUCCUUCCAGUCAGUGAAGGGGUCCACUUAAUUAUUUGGAAAGUAAACAGUUGAUUAAUAUUACUAAGAUUUGUGGUAAUAGAAAAUCAAGUCUUUCAAAGUGACAAGAUUCACUGUGGGCUGAAGAACAGCAAGGUGCUAUGAUAGUGUUCAUCUUCAUGAAGGCUGCAUGAUUGGGAAUUGUGGAGUGAAGCAAGAAGCUCAUUACAGCAGGUCAGGGUGUAUCAGAGGGGGUUCAAGAAUAUUCACUUCAUUUGUGGAAAAUCAUGAUGGUCAUAAAUGGUAAAUUUAGAGUGCAUGACAUCUUUCAUGAACAGCAGCUAUAUUUGUUAUGAGGGUUAAUUUGAAUGAAAUGUAUAUUGAUGCUUGAAAAUAGUUACUCUUUAGUAGCUUGAUUGUGAACAUUUAUGCAAAAGGCAGCUGAAUAUAUAUAUAUAUAUAUAUAUAUAUAUAUAUAUAUAUAUAUAUAUAUAUAUAUAUAUAUAUAUAUAUAUAUAUAUAUAUAUAUAUAUAUAUAUAUAUAUAUAUUGAUGCAAUGGAAAAGCUUGUACAUCAUUAUAUCUAUGUUGGCAUUUUCUUGCUUAACAGGAGACGUGUUGAUUGAUGUAUGACUUGUGUGAAGUAGCAGUGUCUUGAGGUGUUUUCUGCAUCUGUUGAGUGAUUUCUGAUACAUCAUCUUUGUAUUGUAUUGGCUGUAAUUUUGUACAUUAUGUAAGUAGUUAAUGGAGGCCAGUUGUAGACAUUACUUUGCCAAUCUGCCUCAGAUUGACUUGUGUUGAGGCAGGGGUGUCUCACCUUGGCCAGGUGUGAGAUGUGCCAUCUCAGCACUCACACAGGUAAUCUGAGUUAGAAUUAUAUUCAGUUGCUGUAUUGCUGUAUUUUUAUAUAAAUUUUCAUAUGCUGUCAUAAGUAUGUCAUGUAUUUUAUUAGGGAAGUUUCAUGUACUUAUAUUUUACUUUAAUUACAAGGAACUUUGCAUGUCAUUAGGCUCCCUUCUUGUCACCAUCCUUGUUGACUUGAAUGAUGGCCUCGCUUACAUGCAGGAGCAUUAGUGGUACGUGAGGGACACACUCAGUAAUUACAGAGGUGGAGUGUCAUGAUUGAGUCUGCCUCGUAAUUAUGUAUUGAACUUCCGGAAAGUUCUCAAAAUAUAGUGACAGUUUUCUUGCUGUGGGUGCAAGAUGAUGACUUACAGUGAAAUAUGAGGACAGAGUCCUGUCAUGUUAGAGAACAGGGUGUAGGGGAAAGUGAGAGGAUUUCACAGCAUUCAAGGCCAGAAGUAAAAUGGAGACUUGUUGCUGAUAAUCUCACAGGGUUCUUAUGAACAGGCAUUUGAUAACCUUCCAUUCCUGGGUUGCAAGGUCACAACUUGGCAAAACAUUCCAUAACUGUUGUCUGCCAGGUGAACAGGGGGUACAGUGUGAGAGGAGGCAAAUACAAAUUAUGCCAUCCAUCCUGGAAUUUCAACCUAGAGCUUUCUGCUGUAUGCUGAGUAUGCAGACUUAUUCAGCUUGCUAAGAAAUUACUACUCUGGUUGUGCUUCAGCUUCUUUAUAUUAUUGUGAGGAGAUGUCCAGAAUUCUUUGGCAACUGGAGUGCCAUGUUAUAGUUUUUUUGGACCAUUGUAGGAAAUUUACCUCAAAAAUGCUUUUUGCUCCUGCCUUGGACAUAUUGUGCUAAAUGUGCUAGAAUUUUCAGUAAUGUGGGAAGCUUUUGAAUUUUUAUGAUACCAUGCUGUGCUGCUAUUGUUUGUAGGAUGUGCAUAGGAAGGAUUUUUAUAGAGGUGAUGCCUGUGUGCUAAACAUUCUGAUGAAGUUCUGAGAUGCUGUGCUGUUACUAUUUGUGGGAUCAGUUCUGGGAGUGCAUCACAGUGACACAGUGCCUUCAUUGCUGAGCGGUGAGUGGCGUGCUGUCAUCAUUGUCUGUUAGACAACACGGUCAGCAGGUGAAUGAUCACUGACUGGUUGCUAUUAUAACUAAGGAUCUCAUUGAAAGGCCUCAUUCAGUAUUGACAAACUGUCAGAUCCCACUAUGGUAAGUGUGUAUGUACUUUUAUGAGUUUAUAGCAUUUUUAUUAGUUAUAAAAACAAUUGUCAUUUUGUGUGUAUGUACUACAGAAUCCAGUGUUGGUAUGAAUGCAGGCACCACUCUACUGGCACUUUAUUUUCUCAUUGGAGAACAUUGAAUUCCUAUAAAGUUAGAGCUUGUCAUAACGAGUCAUGUUUUGUCUUUUUAUUGUGACAUUAUUUUUGACCAUACAAUAUAUUGACAAUACUUUGUAUGUAUUGAAAUGUAUGUACUUACUUUUCCAGUAAAUCUUUACUCCUGGGCCUGGCAUGUGUAAGCUCCAUUCCAAGUUUAUUCCAAUCAGAAGUGGGGUUCAGUCAUUAAAGCAGUUACUCAUGUGGCUUCUUUCCCUUUAGCUCUUCAUUUUCUUUCCUCUCUUAAUUGCUUCUAUCUUUCCAUCUUACUUUUCUUCCAGCCUUUCUUCCUUAGUUUUUGUUGGUUUUCAUUCUUUUCUUCUUGCAUUCAUGCUUGCUUGCAUGUUUUAUAUUUUCAUUUUCAGAAUGAAUCAAUUGCACAUGCAAAAAAUUAUUUUGUGGUAAAACUUGAAGAUCAUACAGGUGAAUCUUUAGGUGUUCAUGUUUUAGUGAUGAUGAGUUUGAAUGAAAUUUGUGGUGGUAAGACAGGUCUGGCCAAGGGUUACUCAUAUGUUCUCUAAUUUUAGAUAGAAAUGUUGGUGCAUUUUAAGAGCAUAACGAUAUUUUGUCCUGAACAAAUGUUUAUUUCGGACUGGGAAGAUUCCUGGUGGUGUGUGUAUGUCACUAUUGUUGCAGUAUGGUUAGUGAAAGCAAAUGCUUCCUUAAUAUAUGAAAGUAAAGAAAAGGAAAAUUCACAGCAGAAUGCUACCAUAUCACUGGAAAAAAAAUAAAAUAAAAAAAUAAAAUAAAAUAAAUAAAUAAAUAAAAUGAAAACAAGGAAAAGAUACAAAAGACUAUAGUGUAACCGGAACUUUAAGCAGGAAGAAGGGAAAUUAUGUGUAGAACCUGAAUUUAUAGCAAAAAAAAAGGAAAAAAAAACAAGAAAUGGAGAAAUAGGACCCUUAAUUUCUACCAGGAACAAGGAAAAGAAUGUAAGGAAAUUAUUUAGGAAACCUUUUAAAGAAGGAAUGAGAUCAGAAAGCAGUUGAAGCAGCCACACUGUGCUGUUUGUGGGAUUUGUGGGGAUGUGCAGCUUGCCAGAAGUGCAAAAGUGAAAGAGUGAAUGAGAAGAUUGGCUUAGCACAUUACGUACUUUUGCUGACCUUUGAAUGCAUAGUUGUGUUGCUGAGCUGUUCCUGCUGUGAGGGUGAAGGGCUGAGGAUGUGCUUGUGUGUGCAUGCAUGGGAAAUGCAUUCAGACUUAUUUUAUAUUGUAAUUGUGUUUUGUGCUAUAGGCUUUGCUGUACUUUAGUAAAUUAAGGGAUGGAAAAGAAUACUUAAAUCAAAAUGUGCUUGGUAUGUAUGUAUAUGAGUAAGCAAUUAUGUAUUGUGAGCACAGUGGGUUAAGUUCUUGGCUAUGUAUAUGUAUGGAGGAAUUCUUUGUUAGAUAAUGCCAGUAUGAAAUAGUUCCAUUAUUUUAAAUCCAUGUUCAGUUGAUUGUGAUAAUGUAUGCCAUACUUUGUAUGUACAGUGUAAAUAAUAAUGGAGGUAAUUGGA